Molecule: messenger RNA, 1898 nt
Organism: Folsomia candida
Lineage: Eukaryota; Metazoa; Arthropoda; Collembola; Entomobryomorpha; Isotomidae
Exons: 3
Coding region: 449-1669 (406 amino acids)
Biological process (GO): sensory perception of taste
Cellular component (GO): membrane
Source: RefSeq, a predicted model, not a curated record
CAAGGGUGGAAUUUUUUAGUAAUUUAGAUUUUGAAAAUAUUUACUUAUCCAAUUUCAAUCUAGCGAUAGAAAUUAACAAGAAAAUUUCUUACUUUUAAUGCACAUUUAUAAUCAAUUUUUCGAUAACUACAUAUGUAUGUAUGUAUAUGUAUGUAAGUAUUUAUAAGUGAAUAAAUACAUUACUAAAAUUGAUUUCAUAAGUAAUGGAAUUAAAUUCCAUAGGCACAUCAUACACAACGUUUACGUAUUUAAUUUGUAUGUCCACAAGCCAAAUAUGACCACUUAUUUAGCAAACAAACUAGGUAAUAAAAUAAGCAAUCACCAAAUUAAUAGAGCUCUCAGCUUCAACUCGUUCACUCUACAGAUACAAUAACACUGAUACACAGAAUUUGGACAAUAGUUUGUCAAGAAUUAUAUUAUUUAUAGCAAGUUUGCCACUGGCAACAAUAUGGAUAAUUUCGUAACAACGAUAUUUAAAAUUUUGGGAUAUUUCCCAAUCUCAAUUGCUAAAAAACCAUGGAACAAUUUAAUAGUAUCACCACCCUUUCCAAAUAAAACGAAGAACAAAUCCACACUAUUUUGGACUAACUUGUCUUGUGCAGCACCUGUCAUAUCAUUUUCAUUCUUGGUAUGUUCCGUUCUCACAAUUUUUUUCGUCAUCUUGCCCGACAUCAUAUCCCAUCCUACUGCGCAUAUUCGCAAACGGAGACGACAAACAAACACAUUUUACGCAGCUCUUAUUUUGAAAUGCAUUUUACACAUUUUCACCGCAAGUUUCGUCAAGGUGGGAAUGUUUCUGGAGAGAAAAUCGUUAACAAAGCUGUACAAGGAUAUUCACAAAUUGUCCAUGUUACUCUACAGAUUCAACGUUUCAAAUGGUCUGGUUCCCUCAAAAACCGGGCCAAAAACCGGAAAUCGGUUCAGUGCACAGUUAUUAAUUCAAAUCCUACUUUUCCUCACCAUAAUUUCAGUAGGUAUGGCGGAAAUAAUUUACAACAUGCUUUCCCAACCAGGGGUAAAAUUCCCGUUCGUAUUUGUCUACUGUGCACCGGUAGGCUUGGGAUAUUUUCACUCGAUAUUUUCAUUCGUGCUGGUUUACACGCUUAAUUGGUUUCUAGAAUUGUUACUCCAAAUUAAAGUUAUGGUAGAGUGGGAGCGUGAACAAAUAUUGGGGGCGGAGUUUUUAAGUGGCGUAGAAAAUUUUGAAAUUCAAAGUAUUAUGAAUUUUUAUGCAUUUCUGCACCAGCAAGUGAAAUGCUUUAAUAAAUUGUUCGGAAUUUGGGUGACGAUUGACAUGAUUCAUAGCAUCGCGAGAAUUAUUUUCUCGAGUUAUUUCCUCGCGACGCAGACGAACUAUGCAACGCUGAAUGGGAUUUCGGGAACGGUGCAUGAUUUUAUGACGGUUGGACUGUAUUUUUACAUCAUUUAUGCCGUGUGUACGAAAGCGUCGGAACUUGUGGAGGAAAGUGGAGGAAUUGUGAAGGAUUUGAACUCGUUUAUAAAGUUGGUCAACCAGAAUAAGAAUUAUUGGGGAAAACUGUACAGGAAAUCGGAUCCGCUUCGUGUACAGACUAAUUUCUUUAACGUAAAUCUUCAACUUUUGACACCGGUUGUCGGGACUAUAACUACAUAUCUCAUUGUAUUAAUACAGUUUCAAGGGAGUGGCUGAAAUUAGGAAUAUGUUCUAACAAAUAUACAUCAUCAUAAUUAUAAUAGUGAUGUACAUACGUAUGUAUGAAGGAUUCUUUUUGUGAGACCAUAUACUAAAAUAAUUCGAACCGAAAUUGUCGAUAAAUACUUACAUACCUUAUUACCUUGAUUUGGUAAGAAUUUGCCAAAUUGUGAGACUACCAUAAAGUACACAAGUUUUACUGUUCUGGAAGUAUUAUUGCAUGGAA